UGCAAAAUUGGGUUACUUUGGUUUUGAGUAUACUGUUUGCCAGGGCAAAGUGCUUUUUUUUUCCCUUUUAACUAAGUUAAUAAAUAUCAAACAACUGGAUACAUAAGGCGGAUGGGAGGGAUCUGUCGGAACUGAAGGAAGGUGGCACUUAAGCCAAAGGAGGCGGACACGUGAAGAGGUAGUGACGCUGCCACUGCCGGAACAGGCUGCUACGGGUUCCCCGAUGGCUGCGUCCGCGGGUUUUAAAACUUCCGUAGAUCAGGCAUGUAGAGCUGCUGAAGAAUUUGUCAAUAUCUACUAUGAGAUAAUGGAUAAAAGGAGACGGUCACUAACCAGGCUGUAUCUGGACAAGGCCGCUGUAAUAUGGAAUGGAAAUGUUGUUACAGGGCCGGAAGCCCUAACUAAUUUUUUUGAGAUGUUGCCUUCCAGUGAGUUCCAGGUCAACAUGUUAGAUUGCCAACCAGUUCAUGAGCAAGCUACACAGUCCCAGACUACAGUUCUUGUCGUGACCAGUGGAACUGUGAAGUUUGAGGGAAACAGAAGACACUACUUCAACCAGAGCUUCCUGCUGACUGCUCAGUCCACUCCUCAACACACCGUAUGGAAGAUUGCGAGUGAUUGCUUCCGUUUUCAAGAUUGGGCUACUAGUUAAGGAGGGAAAGUCCAUUCAUUCUCCUUUGGUCCAUUAGUUCCAGAAACAGAAAUUUAUGUGAAGUUAAUUCAUUUCAUAGAAGUUUGUAGAAGCACUAUAAACCAGUAUGUGCUGAGACAAAAUUUCUUUAAUAGUUUUUUAUUCCUAGCAGCACCUUUUCUAGCAGCUGCCAGUGUGAAUCGUUGCCCUUAAGAGCUUUAAUGCUAGUUUUUUACAUGCCUUAUAUACAUUCCACUAAUGACGUUCUUAUAGUAAUAUCAAACACAUGCUCUUGGUACUUAACAUGCUCACUGUGAAGCCAGCUUAUCGUAAAAAUAAAAUCCUUUUAUAAUACUAUCUAUGGGAUAUCAGCACAACAUAACUCUGGGAGGAAGUGGAGUGGUUUUUUUUUGUUGUUGUUGUUGUUAAGUUAAUUUUGUAGUUUUUUAAAGCACAUGGCCUGUUUUCAGUUAGCAUUGGUAAUGCAGUUUUAAUUUAUGGCUUUUUCAAGUCAGUUCAAUGAAAACACUGCAAAUUUAGGUUUGCGUAACUACUCUGACAUAUUGGAAUUACAUGUAGAGAUGUUCAGUAGUCUUGUUCAAUUUUUUAUGUUGGCAUGUUUUCUUAUGAAGUGAAUUACAUCAACUAGAGAGGUAUAAAACGUUCUCAGUUGAUACCUAUGUAUCGGGUACGUUUGGUGGCUUAAAAGUAAGUCUUAAGAGAUUUUUCUUGGCAGCUCUAGGUCUGUAAAUUUAGGUAAUGUAUGGUAGUAGAACGAAUAGCUUUAGUGGGAGAAUGGGGAAUGAGAAAUACACAAAUCCAAGGUUGAAGCCAAAAGUAAGAGGGGUGGCCAAAUGGUAAAUUUUUGGUACUUAUUUUCUACCUCCUAAAAAUGUAACUUAUUUUUAGGAUUUAACUCACUGAGUUAAUAGGUAUCCUUGCCAAAUUGUCAUGCAUGUCACUUUUGUUCUAAGAAUUACUUUUUAAGGUCUUUCCACUUCACCUCCUACUUACCACCAAUAUAUGUCUCAACUGAUUCAAGAACUUGUGGGGGUAAAAUGUCAGCAAUAAGCCUAACCUUGUAACAGGGUCUAACACAAAAGUUGGAAACAAAGCCAUUGCUAUCUCUUUGGGACACCCUUCAAUUUUAAGUCUUCCAUGUGAACUUUAGGCCCAAAGUUUCCCAUGUAUUACCCACCCCCCAAAUAAGUGGUAUUUUCCCCCUGUGUUUUGUACUGUCAACUGCAUUGUCUUUCCCUUCAUUAUUUAGGUUAAUUAUUUAAUUUUAGGAUUUGUUCUUUUCCAUUUUAAUGUUCUUAAGCUAGAUAUGCCAGCUUUAUUUCUACAUUGCAACCAAAAAUUAAUGUUUCUUACUACUUAAUUUAAAAAACAGUAAUUCAUUUGCUCUUGCCCAAAACUAGACACUAUAUUUCUGAUACACUAACAAAAUAGAAUUAAAAUCAGAGAAAGGGGUGGUACUGAAAUUUAGACUACACCCUCUUGUAGCACUGAUCAAAACUUAACACAUUAUAUUCGACCCAAAGUGAGCUUAUUCUUUAUUUUGGAUUGGUUUUCUAAAACCACAGCUUUAACGGCAACAGUCAGAAUGCCCAAACACUGCCCUUUCCCUUAAGGAGAACAAUCUCAAGUAAAAGCUGCGUAUAACUAGCAAUAACGGAAUUGAAUGGUUGUGCAUUGUUCAUGAUUGUUGUAUGUUUUAAGACUUGUCUACAGAUUGCUAUUUUCCAAACUCUGUAUAACUUUUAAACGGCUGGAACUACUCUUAUGUGGACUAGACAGUAUUUUUGACAUGCUCAUAUUUUUAUAACUUGAAAAAAUAAAAUUUGCCUUGGACAAGUUUUCUCAA
Molecule: messenger RNA, 2498 nt
Organism: Lemur catta (Ring-tailed lemur)
Lineage: Eukaryota; Metazoa; Chordata; Mammalia; Primates; Lemuridae
Gene: NXT2
Product: nuclear transport factor 2 like export factor 2
Exons: 5
Coding region: 224-652 (142 amino acids)
Biological process (GO): protein import into nucleus
Cellular component (GO): nuclear pore central transport channel
Source: RefSeq, a predicted model, not a curated record